Molecule: messenger RNA, 660 nt
Organism: Asparagus officinalis (garden asparagus)
Lineage: Eukaryota; Viridiplantae; Streptophyta; Magnoliopsida; Asparagales; Asparagaceae
Exons: 1
Coding region: 1-660 (219 amino acids)
Source: RefSeq, a predicted model, not a curated record
AUGUCUAGCUCAUCUAGCUCUAGCGAUGAUGAAAUGAUGAAGACGUUCUUUCUUAUUCGAAUCCACGACGCAGUCGUCGAACAUGACAAGUACUUCGUCCAAAAGAGGAAUGGUGCUGGACAGUUAGGACUAUCUAGUCUUCAAAAGAUUACUGCAGCUAUGCGGAUGCUCGCAUAUGGAGCAUCCGCUGACUCCGUUGACGACUACGUUCGGAUCGGUAAAAGUACGUCGCUUGAGAGCGUGAAGAGGUUCGUUCGAUCGAUUAUCAACAUCUUUGGAGAGGAAUACCUUCGUGCACCGACUAAUGAAGACGUUGCACGCCUGCUCGAGGAAGGCUCACAACGAGGUUUUCCUGGUAUGCUUGGGAGCAUCGACUGCAUGCACUGGACAUGGAAGAACUAUCCAACUACUUGGCAAGGUAUGUAUACUGGACAUUUUCAUGAACCUACAAUUAUUUUGGAGGCCGUAGCUAGCAAAGAUCUUUGGAUAUGGCAUGCCUUCUUUGGACUGCCAGGGUCUCACAAUGACCUUAAUGUUCUACAUCGUUCACAGGUUUUCGCACAACUUGCGGAGGGAAGAGCUUCACCGUGCAACUAUACUGUUAAUGGCCAAGAGUAUAAUAUGGGAUACUAUCUCGUCGACAGGAUUUACCCAGAGUAG